AUGUCUGAAACCGACGCGGACCCGCCGCGCAAGCGGACGCCCAUCCCCAAAAUGCAACUCUUCAUCCUGCUGGCCAUUCAAUUCGCGGAGCCCAUCGCAGCGCUCGUCAUUUACCCCUUCGUCGUGCAGUUCGUUCGCGACACGGGCAUCACAAAGGGAGACGAGACCAAAAUCGGGUUCUAUGCGGGUAUGCUGGAAUCGUCCUUCUUCCUCGCCGAAUCCGUCACCGUCUUCCAAUUCGGGCGUCUCUCCGACGUUUACGGUCGCCGUCCCGUCCUGCUUUUCGCCCCCCUUGGCCUCGCGCUGUCGAUGUUUGGCUUCGGACUGAGCAGUAAUUACUGGAGCAUGCUCGGCUGGCGCUGCCUGCAAGGAGUGUGGAACGGGAACACGGGCGUAACCAAGACCGCGAUGAACGAGAUUUCCGACCCCAGCAACAUCGCGGACAUGUUCUCGUUCUUGCCCCUCAUGUGGAGCACGGGAGUUACUUUAGGGCCUGCGCUGGGCGGUAUCCUGGUCAAUCCCGCAACUAAAUGGCCGAAUUCACCAUUGGGACGAAUCCAGCUGCUGAAAACCUAUCCGUACUUCCUGCCCUGUGCUGUCGCUGGGCUUAUCGCGUUGGCGGCCUUCAUUCUGGCCUGGGUUGGUCUGAAAGAGACUCUACCUUCCGCCCUGACGCGCCAAUCCAAGGGCUCUCCUCCAACGGAAACUUCUCCCCUUCUUCCUUCUGCCACUGAUCCCGAAGACAUCCGUCUUCCCGUUCGACAACUGCUCACCCGCCCGGUCGUUAUUACAUUUGUCAACCACGGAUUCCUCACCUUUUGCGAGAUGAGUUACGCGGCCCUGCUUCCCAUCGUCUACGCCACACCGAUCCAACACGGCGGACUUGGCCUCAGUCCAUACGCAAUCGGCCUCCUAAUGGGGUCUACCGGAAUGCUUAAUGCGGUCAUCCAGGCUACUUUGGGGGGCCGCGUUAUUCGCUACUUUGGCGCUCGAACGAUGUUCACCACCGGCUUUGUGGCUAUUACCGCGGCCAUCUUGUUUUAUCCCAUCCUCAAUUUCCUUGCUCGUCGCCAGGGAGCCGUCGACUGGGCUGUCGGACUUGCGAUUGCAGGACAGUUGAGCUGCUCGGUCUUCACGUACUUUGCGUUUUCGGUCACCUCGCUGUUUAUACUAGCAGCCUCCCCCAAUCGCGCCAAUGUCGGUGCGGUUAGUGGCAUAUCUGGUACCGUUGGGACAGCAAUGCGCGCCGUUGCGCCGACCGUCGCGUCUUCCCUCUUCGCGCUGUCGGUCAAGCAUCAAUGGUUGUCGGGCUCCGCGGGGUUCCUCCUCCUUGCUUCCCUCUCCAUCAUUGCCGUCCGCCUUACGCGCAUGCUGCCGAAAGAGCCUGGCGGGGAUGUCAAGAAGCCCGCGCCCGCCCCUGUCGCUGCUAGCGGCUGA
Messenger RNA from Mycena indigotica, 1437 nucleotides. Its product is annotated as MFS domain-containing protein. The coding region runs from base 1 to 1437 and encodes 478 amino acids. NCBI's taxonomy places the organism in Eukaryota, Fungi, Basidiomycota, Agaricomycetes, Agaricales, Mycenaceae. Gene Ontology annotation, biological process: transmembrane transport. Gene Ontology annotation, molecular function: transmembrane transporter activity. The record is from RefSeq and is a predicted model, not a curated record. The transcript has 6 exons.